UACAGUAUUUAAAGUCUUAAAAAUAACUACCCACUAACAUCAUGACCCUAAACUUUCUCCACUAACAUCAUGACCCUAAACUUUCUCCACUAAUCAACAUGGCCCUAGACUUUCUCCAUGAUUACAAAUCAUGAAUGACUAAUUCCUAAGAAAUAGGAACAAACUUGGACUAAAUUAACUUAACAAAGAUAAACACACAUGAGCAUGUUUCAAUCCUAAAGCACUUUCUUAACAGGAAGUAAAGGGUUUUUGUUGGCCAUUUGGUUCGACAAAAUUGAUGAAAAAACUGUGGUUUGGUCAGCUAAUCGUGAUAUGUUCCUAAAGGGUCCACAGUUCGAUUUACUAAUGGUGGCCAACUUGUGCUCAAUGAUCCUGGAGGCAAUCACAUAUGGACGGCAACUGCAAAUUCCACUGGAAAUACAAGUAGAUCCGUUUCUUAUGCUGCGAUGCUUGAUAGUGGAAACUUUGUGUUGGCUGCGACUGAUUCUGAAAUUUUGUGGCAAAGCUUUGAUGUGCCUACUGAUACAAUUUUACCAUCACAAACUUUGAACAUUGGUGGAGCUCUUGUUGCUCGUUAUUCAGAAACCAAUUAUAAGAGUGGAAGGUUUCAACUUUUGAUGCAAACAGAUGGGGAUCUUGUGCUUUCACCUAAUGCAUUCCCUUUUGAAACAACAAACAUAGCUUACUGGGCAAGUAACACUACGGGCUCUGGCUUCCAGCUUGUGUUCAACCUUACUGGUUCCAUUUAUGUGAUUUCAAAGAAUAAUACCAUUCUCACAACUGUGGUACCCAAUACCCUUUCACCACAAAAUUAUUACCUCCGGGCGAUUCUUGAGCACGAUGCUAUCUUUAGAUUGUAUGUUUAUCCGAAAGCGACAAGUAAUUCAUCAAUGCCUAAAGCUUGGACUCAAGUAUCAGACCCAGUAAACAUCUGUAUUAUGGUCAGUGAUGGUACAGGAAGUGGAGUUUGUGGAUUUAAUAGCUAUUGUAAGCUUGGUGAUGAUCGAAGGCCAUUUUGCUCUUGUCCACAAGGCUACGUCUUAAUUGAUCCAAAUGAUGAGAUCAAGGGUUGUAAACCCAACUUUGUUGCUCAGAGUUGCGAUCAAUACUUUCUUGAAACUGAUGACUUCGAAUUUUUUGCUAUGGAAAAUACGAAUUGGCCUCAAGGUGAUUACGCCAAUUUCAACCCAGUAAGUGAGGAAUGGUGUAGAAACGAAUGUUUGAAUGAUUGUGUCUGUGUGCUUGCCGCUUUCAGAAAUGGUGAGUGUUGGAAGAAGAGAUAUCCUUUUGCUUUUGGGCUUAUAGAUCCUGAGGUUGCUGGCAUAAAAUCUCUUCUCAAAGUCAGGAAACUAAACUCUACUUCCAAACUUAGUGAUAUAGUAAAGAAUCAAAUGAACAAAACUACAAUCAUUAUAUCAGUUCUAUUAGGGAGCUCUUUUUUUCUGAACUUCCUCUUAUUCCUUCUCACAUUAUCCAUUUGUUACCAUUUCAGGAAAAGGAAAUCAGAUGUGGUUGAAAAAGACCCUUUCAUUUUAGGUGUGAAUCUCAGGAUCUUUAGCUAUGAAGAGCUCAACAAUGCCACAGGUGGAUUCAUACAACACUUGGGGCGUGGCUCUUUUACUACUGUUUAUAAAGGGAUUAUUGACUCUGACAACAACAAUUACUUGGUAGCUAUUAAAAAGUUCGAUAAUAUGGUUCCAGAUGGAGAACAAGAAUUUAACGCUAAAGUGGGUGCUAUUGCUCGAACAAACCACAAGAACUUAGUUCGAUUGCUUGGCUUUUGCAAUGAAGGAGAACACAGAAUGUUGGUGUAUGAGUUCAUGCAUAAUGGGUCUCUUGCAGAUUUCCUUUUUGGGACUUCGAAACCAAAUUGGCAUAGCAGAAUUCAAAUUAUUUUAGAGACAGCCAGAGGACUAUGUUAUCUACACGAAGGGUGUAGUUCUCGAACCAUUCAUUGCGAUAUUAAGCCUCAAAACAUCCUUCUGGACGAGUCGUUUACCGCACGGAUUGCAGACUUUGGCUUGGCCAAACUUGUGAAAAAAGAUCAAGCUCGAACCACCCCGAUGACAACGACAAUUAGAGAAAGCGAAGGAUAUUUAGCUCCAGAGUGGUUCAGAGGCCUCCCCAUCACAGAAAAGGUGGAUGUUUAUAGUUUUGGGAUAUUGUUGUUGGAGAUAAUAUGUUGUAAAAGGAGUUUGGAGGAGAAAGCAGAGGAUGAAAAACAAAAGGUGUUGACAGAUUGGGCUUAUGAGUGUUUCAAAGAGAUGAAAGUGGAGAUGUUGGUAGAAAAGGAUGAAGAAGCAAAGAUGGAGUUGGAAAGGGUGAAGAAGUUUGUGAUGAUAGCAAUAUGGUGCAUUCAAGAGGAACCAUCUCUAAGGCCAACCAUGAAGAAAGUUUUACAGAUGAUGGAAGAGAUGAAAGUGGAGAUGUUGGUAGAAAACGAUGAGGAGGCAAGGAUGGACUUGAAGAGGGUGAAGAAGUUUGUGAUGAUAGCAAUUUGGUGCAUUCAAAAGGAACCAUCCCUAAGGCUUACCAUGAAAAAAGUUCUACAAAUGCUGGAGGGGGCUAUUGAAGUCUCUUUUCCCUCUGAUCCAUCCUCCUUUAUGAGUUCUAGUACAACUAUCUAAUACAUUUUUUUUUGUAAUGUCGAUGCUAUAUAUUAUUCUAAAGAAUAAACUGAUCAUGAAGAACUAUGUCUGUUUAGCUGCCAUACAUGUUUAGAUUCUUUAUGAGAAAUGAGAAAUGUUUAUAUAUAUGUAAUUUGCCCUUCAUA
Messenger RNA from Cucumis melo (muskmelon), 2773 nucleotides. RefSeq names its product G-type lectin S-receptor-like serine/threonine-protein kinase LECRK3. The transcript is spliced from 2 exons. Bases 447 to 2627 code for a protein of 726 amino acids. Lineage: Eukaryota; Viridiplantae; Streptophyta; Magnoliopsida; Cucurbitales; Cucurbitaceae. The record is from RefSeq and is a predicted model, not a curated record. Gene Ontology annotation, biological process: protein phosphorylation. Gene Ontology annotation, molecular function: ATP binding; protein serine/threonine kinase activity.